AUGCCUGACGACACAUCCAACCCGUCAUCUAUUCCCUCAUGGCAGAGGGCCAAUAAAAUGGCCGAGGAGUCGCCAUCGCCGACCUCCGACGAUGCGCCCGCAACUACAGCCUCCACAUCCCGACAAGCUCUCCUAGACCAAGCAUCCAAAUUCCUAGAAGACGAGUCAAUCCGCGAUGCACCAACAGAGCGCAAAGUUUCAUUCCUUGAGUCAAAAGGCCUUAGCUCAGACGAUAUUGAGCAGGUCCUCGGCAUCUCCCGCAACGCAGAGACGAGCAGCAGCUCAACCGCAGCCGAGGACAAGACACAGGAAGAAGCACCAUCUACCUCGCCUACUCAAUCCGAAGCCACUCCUUCUCCUCCUACAACCUCCUCGCCACCCUCAAUCGCCAUGCCUCAAUCGCACCUAGCACCAGCGUCAGCACCAACCCCGGCCCCGGCCCCGGCCCCCCGCGACGUCCCCCCAAUAAUCACAUACCCCGAAUUCCUCUUCGAGUCAUCAAAGCCGCCGCCACUCGUGACAAUGCGCAACCUCUUGUAUACACUAUACGGUGCCGCAGGCCUAGGCGCAAGUCUCUACGGCGCGAGCGAGUACCUCGUGAAACCAAUGCUAGCGAACCUAACAAGUGCACGACACGAGCUCGCCGCCACAGCAGAAACAAACCUGCACAAGCUAAAUGAAAAGCUGGAGAAGACCGUAUCCGUGAUCCCGGCGGAAUUAACGGCGCGCAAGAACAAGCCCUACAGCGACGAAGAAGACGACGACGCCUCGUCGAUCACCUCGGACCCAACCGAGCUGUUCCACCGGGAUGUUGCAACGCAGACGAGUCCAGAGCCUACUUCGGUGAUCAGCGCCACCGGCCCCGUCAACUCGGCGGACUCGGCAGCUUUGUCUCCAUCGACGGCCGUUAAUAACCAUGUCAGCCGUGUUGAGUCUAUUACCUCGAAGCUGCGUGAGAUCGUCAAUUCGGAGAAGGAUGCGAGUACACUAGAUGACUCGAUGCGUUCACGUCUCACGGAGUUACAUCAUUACUGUGAUGGGCUGAUAUAUAGUGGUCCCACAUACUCUACUGGGACGACAUACGGGGCCUGGAAUUCCAAUACCUCGGGCUCGAAUGAUAGCUCUAGUAUGCGGAAGGCGGAGGAUGAGGCUAUUGCUGGGUUUAGGGCUGAUAUUCGCGGUGUGAAGGGUGCGCUGUUGAGUGCGCGGAACUUCCCUGCUAGUCGAGGUGGACGGCUUGGUGGUCUUCCCGUCGGUGGACGGUGA
Molecule: messenger RNA, 1266 nt
Organism: Penicillium expansum
Lineage: Eukaryota; Fungi; Ascomycota; Eurotiomycetes; Eurotiales; Aspergillaceae
Product: peroxisomal membrane protein PEX14
Exons: 1
Coding region: 1-1266 (421 amino acids)
Biological process (GO): protein import into peroxisome matrix, docking
Cellular component (GO): peroxisomal membrane; peroxisomal importomer complex
Molecular function (GO): signaling receptor binding
Source: RefSeq, a predicted model, not a curated record